Planococcus citri (citrus mealybug) is the source of this 1008-nucleotide messenger RNA. RefSeq names its product mitochondrial ribosomal protein L17 (gene mRpL17). Gene Ontology annotation, biological process: translation. Gene Ontology annotation, molecular function: structural constituent of ribosome. Gene Ontology annotation, cellular component: ribosome; mitochondrial large ribosomal subunit. The transcript has 4 exons. Lineage: Eukaryota; Metazoa; Arthropoda; Insecta; Hemiptera; Pseudococcidae. The record is from RefSeq and is a predicted model, not a curated record. The coding region runs from base 167 to 883 and encodes 238 amino acids.
AAAAAAAAGAAAGAGGAAGAUAAAAAUUUGUUGCAAAAACUAAAUUUCUUCAUUAAUUUGUCCUAAUUACAUAAUUGUGCGACGAAUUCCAGUUCAGAAAAGAAUUCAUGACCAAUAUACCAGUAUAAUUGAUUACAUUACCUAGUUCGAGAAUCAAUCAGAAAUCAUGAAUCAAGCGGAGAUAACUCAUUUAAUUUCAAGACUUAAAAUCAGAAUCGCCCCUCGACAUAGAAACUUAAGGCAGCCACAGGGUCCCGAAGGUAGACUGAACAAUUUGCGCAAAAUAGUCAACGCUUUGCUUAAAUACGAAAGAUUAGAGUUGUUAUAUCCUCGCGCCGAUGAAGCUCGCGGAUACGCUGAAAGAUUGAUUUCCGAAGCCAUCAGACACGGUGAAGCGCAUAAACCGACCAUGGAAAUGGCAUCGUUUUGGUUAGAAGAAAAACAACUGGUGCAUAAAUUAUUUAAAGUUCUAGCGCCCAGAUUCAAAGACUAUCAAACUGCUUACACAGCUUUAUAUAAAGCUCCUAAGAAAUACCCGCAGGAUCUUUUGGCAUACUCUGUUUUAGAAUUAAGAGGAAACCCGUUUCCACCUUUGAUAUUCGAUGGUUCCCGUAACAAAUUCGCUCUGCAUAAUGUAUUAUUGGAUGAAGCUCGUCGAGAAUACCGUAAACAGAAAUAUGCCGAAAUCGCUGCUAAGGUUACAUCGUUGGAAAACCAAACACCGAAACAAAAAGAAAAUAGAAAAUCUAAAGACCCUGAAACUAAAUCUAAAGCUGCUCAGGAAGUUUCGGAAGCUGAAGAAUUACUGAAAUUUACCGAUGCUGAGACACAAGACGACGAUCAAAAUAAUUCGGAAUUAGAUAAACCAUUACCAGUUGCUUAGUUUAAUGUUGUUUUUUCCUACGUGCGUAGUUUGAUACGUGUUUUUAUUUUUAUUACGUUGUAAUAAUGGUAUUUUAAAUUGUCUUUUAUCGAAGAAAUAAGAAAUAGAAGAGCUGUUUUCAUGUA